Molecule: messenger RNA, 1086 nt
Organism: Aspergillus affinis
Lineage: Eukaryota; Fungi; Ascomycota; Eurotiomycetes; Eurotiales; Aspergillaceae
Exons: 3
Coding region: 1-1086 (361 amino acids)
Source: RefSeq, a predicted model, not a curated record
AUGUUACCUUUACUAUGUUUCCUAUCCUCUUCAGGCUUGUCCACCGCUCUUCCGGCCCAUUUCAGGCUUUUCCCAUUCGGUAGCCUUCUUCAAAAUCCUGAUGACCGCGGGCGAUUGUAUGACCCUGGGUACAUGUGCCCUAUUGGGACGCAAUGGUAUCCUCCUAGCCAUGAUGAUAUAGAGCCCGAUUGCUCUAUUUUCGAUGUCUACCAGUGGACCCACAAUCACAUCAAGAAGGAUGAUGCCGUAAAGGGGACAUUAUUGACCAGUGAGAAGCAGGCAAUCAUGGACGCCUUGGACGGUUGGUGCCUUUACAAAGACUGGGAUUCGCUAACAGGUGCUCUCCCAGAAAGGGCUCUGCGCUGUAUGACGGACUUAAUUGCCCGAGCACUGGUUGUCAAGGACAUUAUCGAGACGAUCACGAAGAAUCCUUUUUUCUAUAUGGACUUAGGUGAUGAUGUUUCUGGUCGAGCCGAUGCUCUACCCCCACCUCUGGGGCUGGAACUGUAUCAUCUGUGGCAAAAGCUUCUGAAAGUCGAUCGGGUUGACGCACAUAAAUGGCGAGAACAGACUGUCCACCUUAUGAACAAGGCGCUCCCGCACCAAAGGCCCAAGGACACAUUUGCAGGGGUACGAAGUCUGAGGCUCCGACGACGUAUUACCAGACACCUUGCCACGAAGAUGCUGGACAGGUCCAGCCCGUUGUAUCCUUUACUCCGGAAGAAUGUUGGCACCCAGACCAAACUUGCGCGGUUUAAAUUGAUGCUGGGGAUCUAUCGUGAUGCAGCCGAGAAAUCGGUCAAGAUGUGGAUUGGCCUCUACAACGAAACCAGCGAGUUUUACCACAUGGAAUGGCAAACCUGGCAAACUUUUAGUGACGACAACCCGAAUAGCCGGAGAACGGUACUGAUUCUCGCACCACUCAUCUGGCAACUGCAGUUCGGCAUAGAGCCCACUCCCCGGGAGGAAUUGGACGGCUGCUCGCCAACCCCGGUGGAUGAGGAUGGUCAUCCGAAUGUGAUUGUUUGUCGCGGUCUGGUCGUGCUCUCGAAGCACACUGAGUCCGAACCAACGGAGGAAGCCUAG